UCCGAAGUCAUAAUGAGCAAAGAACAAAAUGAGCAGCUGGUCAACAUUUCCAGUGAACUGCUGAAACUUAAGCCAGAUAAAACUGCCAAGGCCUUCGCUUCAGAUGCCGCUGCUGCCUCAGUUAAAGCGUUCUUAUCGAAAGAGCAACCAUUCCUGGUUGUUUCUCCUGGAUUACAGGGCAUCAUAAACGUGGAAAACUCCUUUCCCGGGAAGACUAAAGGCCGACAACUCAUUAUGUAUUUGAAAGGAAAUUCUUCCAACGAGAUUGCUAAUAUUCAGACGAUGGUGCUUGAGGCUAACCCCUGCACUAAUCUGCUGUUUUAUUAUGACCUGAUCGAUGAAAUGGCGAGAAGGCAAAGUCAAGAAGACACACUUCCAUUUAAUGUUGUGAAAGAAACAGAAAAUCGUCUCAGUCGUUGCAAAUUUGACACAGUUCAACUGGCAUCCCAGUUUGAUUCAAUGGUGGCGAUGCCGAUGCCUACCCUUGUCAAAUCGCCUUUUCCUCGACAUCAAAAGAAUCGCAAUAUAUUGCAAAUGGGUUUAGCCACGGUGGACAGAAACACUAUGACAGAAUUAAAACAGUGUAUUUUGAAAUGGUGCACCAUAAUACAAGAACUGUACGAUCAGAAAGAAUUUGCUGAUACGGACGAGGAAACCGGUGCAGGAGCGGAAAUUCGGUCUCUCCAUCGAAGGGUGGAAAACUUCGAAUCUGCAUUAGUGCAGAUAACAGUACCUUUGAUCCGAAUUUUACUAGAAGAUAUGGACGAAGAAUACUUCAGCGUUUCUGAUAUCUACGUGGAUUUGAUAGAUUUAUUGUCAUACGGUUAUGACGAAACCCGAACUAUUCUUAAGGACUUUCGACCUGUAGCUCGUUUUGCGAAGUUCGUCGCUGAUCAAGAUAUGAACCACACAAAGCCUUACAUUCAGCCGCUGUUUGAUGUCGUGGCUAAAUUACUGCAAGAAUACAAGGAAUACUUCAAAGGUCAAAAAGCGGCCAAAGUGCUGGAAGAUGUUGGGAAAUACCUCAUCGAAGUGAUCAAAAAUAAAUUCGAAGCAGCCGAUGUGUUCAAAGCAGAUACGGCCGAGAAUCUCCAGCGGACAAACGAGUGGCUGGCUAUCUGGGAUGAGCAAGUACGCAGCCUGGUAGCGAUUUGCCAAGCCAACGAGGCCAUCGACAUGAAACUAACGCCCUCGGAAGGCGAGAAGGAUUCCAAACGUCACAACGAUAUCAGCGAAUUUUCAGGACGAUUAGCUAAAAUAAAGCACAUACUGCAACGUCAGCUGGAAUUUCAAAGGUUGGAAAAAGUCGAAAUUGGUGGAAGGUGUGGGAAAACCUUAUCAACCGAUGUAGUGCAGCUGCACACUAAAUUUACCGAUGAAUCAUCGUUGUUUUCGGGAAAGUCAUUUGAUCCACUUGAUCUUUCGACACAGGAAUUCGAACAAGCUGCUGAAGCCUUCCUUGCAGUUAUCCAGCAAAUGGAUGAUCACUUGCUGAAUGUGGUGUGGACCGAUCUGGAAGCCUGCCUCGGUAACACUCCGACUACCGUUAAACACAUGGAUAUGCUGAACAGCGUCAUCUACGAUAAAGCCACCAAAGCGAGCAACGAGCUGUCCAUGUUCAACAUUUUGGAAUCGCUGAAUAGCUAUCUGGUCCAUUUCGAAGCGAUCAUCGCCGAAGCCAGCAUGCAGGACGAUCAUAAAUGUGCCGAAAUCUUCACAUAUCCGCGUCUGUACUCGGUUCUGAAAUGGUCGUAUGGUGUGGAGAAAUUCCUAAUGGAGACUUACGCACGCUUCGCUAAACUCAUCGUUCCACAUUCUUCCGCCAAGACGUACGAGAAUUUGCUGGAUGGCUAUAUUCGAAUCGCUGGCAAAAUUGCUCGGUUGCAGAGCGACGCGCGCGCUGUGGUUGAGCGUCUGAAUGCGCAGACAGACCAGAAUCUGCAGCAUUACUCGCUGGUUACGCGGAAUGCCUCUGAACGCGAGCAGCUAACAUGCAACCUGACUAACCAGUUGGAAGAGUAUUUGGAAUUAACUGGAGAAAACCAGGGUACGCCGGCGGAAAAAUUGCCGCCUGAAAUUGCAGCCGUUACUGACAAAUUUCGCGAUCUCAUCUAUAAACUCCAAAGCGCCGUGCGAUUGUUCAAUAAAAUAAAGCAAAGCUCCGUUGGACCGGAGAAGGAGCUGCUCGGCGCCGAGUUUGAGGCUACGCAGGCCAUUCUAGCACGCGCGGAGAAUAAGAUAACGUGGGGCAGCGCAGAUGCUCCAGAGACCGUGGAGAAACUCUUCACUGCUGUGUUCGAUCUGUCCAACCGACUGAAGAAGGCGCAGCGCAAUCUGUUUCUCAUUUCGAAGAAUCUGCAGCAGUGGCAACGAAUGGCCACCUUCAGUGUGGAUCCGCAGCAGCCCAAUUAUCUCCGCUUCGCUAUUCCGGACGCCACGCGCAAAGAACGAACAGCAUUCAUGAAAACCGCCGGCGAAGCCAUCCAGUUUCUCUUCCAGACGGUGGCCUAUCUGUUCCAUGCUAACCGCACUGAUAAAGAAUGGAUGAAGUACGCCGACUAUGUGGACGGUUUGGUGUUGGAUGGCCUCAUCGCCGCGGCGGCCAAUAAUCUGGAAUACAUCUUGGAUCACAUGUCCUACGAUCAUGAAUCACCGCCGUUUAUCAAGGUCAUCCUGACGCUCAAAGAUAAUCCGGGGCUGGCGUACAUCCCCGGAAUUGGCAAUGAUGCGGCACCCGAUUCUCUCUACAGCGAGAUCAACAGUGUCAUCAGCGAUGUGUUCAAUAUCGGCACGUAUGUGCAGCGUUUGUCCGUGGAAAAGAGCAGCGAUACUUUUCUGGGUCCCCUUUCCCAGAUCAAAGAAUUACAGGCGAUGAAAGCGGAAAUCCUGCGGAGGAUCACGGAAAUGAUGCCGAGAUUGCUGGGUUUUAAAGAGGCCUACCAGAAAUACAGCAGGAUCUGGGAGAUGGACAAACAGGUCCAGCUGACGACGUUCCAAAUCAAGAAUGCGAAUGCCGCGCCACAAGAUACCGAGAACGCUGAAGGUGUGAGCAGUAUUCCGCCCCUGAUUGACGUGGGAAAAAUUGAGGAAGAGAUAGAAAACAACACAACGACUAUUGAGGAGAUUGAGAAGUCGGCGGAUUACGAAACACUGGAUACGUGGUUGCGGGUAGAUUUCUCCACACUGAAGCAGAAAGUCGUUCAGCAUUUGCACGAAUAUACGGAAAUGCUCAAAGACUUUGUUUUCACUUUCGUCACAACGAGUGCUGUUGAGUUCGAAAAGUUUACGAAAGCCUGUCUGGAUGUAUUUGCUCGUUCGAGAAGCGGGGUUGAUCGAAAAACACUAGUGGUCAUCUUGAAACAACUGGCACAACUGCGGGAACGUCAGUCGUACAGCGAUGAACUGUUCGAGCCGCUAAACCAGAGCCGGAAACUUCUGAAACAGCACGGUGUGGAAAUACCAGAGGAUAUGCAAAAGAAGCUGCAGGGAUUACAACAGCAAUGGAUAGAUACCAAGAAUUCGGCAGUGAGAACGAAGCAAGAUAUUGCUACAAUCUUGGCACAGGAAGUUGAUAAUCUGAGGAAAGCCGUAGUCCGCUUCGAAAUGAAACAGCAUGAAUUCCGCGAGCAGUUUCGAAGCAAAAAGUUUUCAGGAUUUCCUUCGAAGAUCGGUUAUGUUGAACUAGACAAGUCUCAAGCGGAAAUAACAGCGCUAGAAGCGGAAAUGGAUGUGCUGAUAAAAGACUGCCAGCUGUUCGACGUCCCCGCGCCCGAUUUCAAGCAACUACGCACUUGCCGCCGCGAGGUUAAGUUAAUCAAACAACUGUGGGAUUAUGCAUCCGUCGUUGCCAGCCAGAUACAGGAAUGGCGAAAAACGCCAUGGGCCGGUGCUAAUAUCGAAAGCAUGGACGGUGACUGCAAAUUCUUUCUGAAAGAGCUUCGAGGUCUGGAUAAGGAAAGCCGUCAGUAUGAUGUGUUCGUCAAUACGGAAAACGACGUCAAGAAUAUGAUUACAUCUUUACGGGCUGUAUCUGAAUUACAGAGUCCGGCUGUACGACCUCGGCAUUGGGAACAGCUCAUGCAGACUUGCGGUGCAACAUUCGAGAUGAGUCCCAAUACGAAACUUGGUGAUCUGCUUAAUCUUCAACUGCAUAAGUUUGAAGACGAAGUUAAAAGUAUAGUCGACCGCGCUGGAAAAGAAACUGGCAUGGAAAAAACACUGCGAGACCUCAACACGACAUGGACCGAUUUGCAGUUUGAAAUAGAGGUGCAUCAUCGCACGGGAACGCAGUUAGUGAAAAUGAGCGAUGAAUUAGUGGAAACAUUGGAAGAAAACCAGAUGCAACUUCAAGCGCUGUUAGCGUCCAAAUAUGUGGAUUUCUUCCGCGUCCAAGUCACCGAAUGGCAAAAGAAGCUGGCCCAAGCCGAUCAGGUUUCCAGUAUAUUCCAGGAGGUUCAGAAAACGUGGACGUAUUUGGAAACAAUCUUCAUUGGAUCAGAAGAUAUCAGACGACAACUUCCCGAUGAUGCAGCACUGUUUGACAGCAUCGAUAAGGAAUUUAAGGUUAUAGCAGCUCAGUUAGCAGAGAACAGGAAUGUGCUCAUUGCCACUGCCAUUUCAAAACUGUACGAACGCCUGGAGCAUCUGCAGACUGGUUUAGGGCGGUGCGAGCAAGCUCUAUCUGAGUACCUGGAGAAGAAACGCCUCGCGUUCCCAAGAUUUUACUUUGUUUCGAACACUGACCUUUUGGACAUUCUGUCCAACGGCAACAGUCCCGAUAAAGUCGCUAAACAUUUCAUCAAGUUGUUCGACUCUUUGGCCGCUCUAACCUUUAAACCAUCGGAGAAAGGAGAUUUCCUAAUUGCAACGGAAAUGAAAGCGAAAGACGGGGAAGUCGUUAAACUCAAAGGAGUUUGCAAUUGUGACGGACAGGUAGAAAGCUGGCUGAAUAAUGUCUUGGAUAUUCACCGGAAAACUAUCCAGGGAUACUUGAAAGAAGCGGUGACCGCUUAUGAGGACAAACCCCGAGAACAAUGGAUCUUCGAUUACCCAGCCCAGGUGGCUUUAGCGGGAUCACAGAUUUGGUGGACCAGUGACGUCAAUCUGGCGUUCAGCCGUUUGGAAGAAGGCAUGGACACAGCAAUGAAAGACUUUCUCAAGAAACUGGUUCAACAACUGAACACGCUUGUCAGUCUAUUGCUGAAUGAUCUAACGUUUCAGCAGCGGCAGUGUAUUGAGACGAUUGCCACGCUUGAUGUGCACAAUCGCGACACCGUGGGCAAGCUCGUCACCGGAAAAGUUGAUCACGGAAAUGCUUUUGCGUGGCAGUCACAGCUGCGCCAUCGCUGGGACUUCAAGAACGGCCAUUGUUACGCGAACAUCUGUGAUGCGCAGUUCCAAUACGACUACGAAUAUCUUGGAAAUGGUCCCCGUUUGGUGGUUACUCCCCUAACCGAUCGCUGCUACAUCACUCUAACACAAUCCCUUCAUUUAAUCUUGGGAGGAGCACCGGCCGGCCCAGCAGGGACCGGUAAAACCGAGACCACCAAAGAUUUAGGGAAAGCACUAGGAAUAAUGGUGUACGUGUUCAACUGCUCUGAACAGAUGGACUAUAAGUCAGUUGGCAAUAUCUACAAGGGCCUUUCACAAACCGGAGCCUGGGGAUGUUUUGAUGAAUUCAAUCGCAUUUCGGUGGAGGUGUUAUCCGUAGUGGCCGUGCAAGUCAAGUGCGUCCUCGAUGCCAUCCGGGCCCGGAAGAAGAAAUUCAACUUCCUGGGCGAAGAUAUCGUUCUUAGACCGAGUGUGGGAUUUUUCAUCACUAUGAAUCCCGGAUAUGCCGGCCGUGCCGAGCUACCGGAAAAUUUGAAAGCAUUGUUUCGACCGUGUGCUAUGGUCGUACCGGACUUCGAACUUAUCGCGGAGAUCAACUUGGUAUCCAAAGGAUUUAUAAACGCAAAAUUACUAGCACGGAAGUUCGUCACACUUUACGGACUGUGCAAGGAAUUGCUCUCCAAACAGGCUCAUUAUGAUUGGGGCUUGCGUGCGAUCAAAUCUGUCCUCGUGGUGGCCGGCGUGUUGAAACGAGCAGACAAGGAUCGUUCGGAAGAUCAAGUUCUUAUGCGAGCACUGCGAGACUUCAACAUUCCCAAAAUUGUUACCGAUGACAUACCGGUCUUCAUGGGAUUGAUCAGUGAUUUGUUUCCAUCGAUUAAUGUCCCGCGUAAGCGUGACCGAGAAUUCGAGAGUAACAUCCGCAAAGCUACUCUCGAUUUGAAACUACAGCCGGAAGACAUGUUUGUCUUGAAAGUUGUGCAGUUUCAAGAGCUUUUGGAUGUCAGGCACAGUGUGUUUAUAUUGGGAAAUGCCGGAACCGGUAAGACGCAAGUUUGGAAAACGUUAUACAAGACUUACCAGAACGCGCGCCGAAAACCGAUGUACUCCGAUCUGAAUCCGAAGGCGGUCACCAAUGAUGAGUUAUUUGGCAUUAUUAAUCCAUCCACUCGAGAAUGGAAAGACGGGUUAUUUGCGGUCAUCAUGCGUGACCUGGCCAAUGCUACCGGCGAAGGUCCGAAAUGGAUCGUUCUGGAUGGAGAUAUUGAUCCGAUGUGGAUCGAAAGCUUGAACACGGUCAUGGACGAUAACAAGGUGCUCACGUUAGCCAGUAAUGAACGGAUAGCAUUGUCACCCAACAUGAGACUGGUCUUCGAAAUCAGCCAUCUGAAGACAGCCACACCGGCAACAGUGUCUCGAGCCGGUAUUCUGUUUCUCAACGUGACGGACAUAGGCUGGAUGCCAUUUGUCUCCUCGUGGAUGAACGCCAAGGAAAACCCAUCGGAGAAACAACUUUUAGGGCAAUUGUUUGACCGGCACCUACCACUACUCCUGGAUGCAUAUAAGACCAAACUGAAGACAAUCACUCCUCUUCCCGACAUCAGCCUGAUUCAGACGCUAUGUGCUCUGUUGGAUGCUACUUUACCACAGGAUCCGCAGGGUGAACUGAAUAAGGACGCAUAUGAAACGAUGUUCCAUUUCGCUUGCAUAUGGGCCUUCGGUGGGCCAUUAUUACAGGAUCAGACAUCGGAUAUGAAAGUCGAGUUUAAUUCCAUUUGGAACCAGGAAUUCAAAAACUCCCGAUUUUCCAGUCCGGAUGCGUCGGUUUUUGAUUUUUACUACGAUUCCAAGGAGAAACAGAUAUUUCCAUGGACCAACAUUGUUUCUCCGUUCGUUCUGGAUGGUUCGUUGCCCGUUCAGGCACAAUUGGUACAAACGGCCGAUACAGUGCGUAUCCGGUAUUUACUGAACCUUCUGAUCUCGGUACGGAAGCCGGCGAUGUUGGUCGGGCCAGCUGGAUCCGGCAAGUCUGUCAUCAUGGCCGAUGUCCUGCGCCGACUGCCAGCCGAUGAUUACGCCAUAACCCAGAUUGCCUUCAACUUUUACACAACCUCCCUGAUGCUGCAGAACAUGAUGGAGAAGCCACUGGAAAAAAAGUCGGGGCGCAGUUAUGGUCCGGUCGGAAACAAGCGAAUGAUAUACUUCAUCGACGAUAUGAACAUGCCAGAAGUCGACAAAUAUUUCACUGUUCAGCCGCAUACCAUAAUCAAGCAGCAUAUCGAUUACGGACAUUGGUACGACCGACAGAAAUUGUUUGCAAAAGACAUCAUUAACUGCCAAUAUCUAUCCUGCAUGAAUCCGGCAGCCGGAAGUUUUACGAUCACGCCUCGCUUACAAAGACACUUCUCCGUGUUCACAAUUGGAUUUCCCUCGGCUGACAGUGUGCAGAAAAUUUACGGCUCAUUUGCCAUGCAGCAUUUUGAAAGAGGCUUUACUGAUCCGGUUAAAAAUGUGCUGCCCACUAUCGUCCAAGCCGCUAUGGCGCUGCAUAAUAAAGUUGCCAGCAGCUUCCUCCCGACGGCUGUGAAAUUUCAUUAUCUCUUCAACUUGAGAGAUCUGUCUACAGUAUUCCAGGGAUUGCUCUUCAGUCGACCCGAUAUUAUGCGCACUAAGGACGACAUGGUCAAAGUUUGGAUGCAUGAAAGCCUGCGUGUCUAUCAAGACAAACUGAUAGCAAAAAAAGACAGCGACUUGUUCACAAAAAUCCUUGGCGACAUCGGGAUGAAGUACAAGCUGCUGACCGAGGCGGAGUUCGGUCAGAUUAAAUUCCUUCCGCACUGCCAUUUUGCUAACGGCCUGGGAGAUCCGAAAUACGCUGCCGUGAAGAGUUAUCCGGCCGUGCAGAAAGUGCUGACCGACGCUUUGCCGCAUUAUAACGAGGAACUUCCGGCAAUGAAUUUGGUGCUGUUUCAAGAUGCUAUCGAACACAUCUGCCGUAUCAAUCGCAUAUUGGAACUUCCGCGCGCCAAUGCGUUACUUGUGGGCGUCGGUGGUAGCGGAAAGCAAAGCCUCGCUCGGCUGGCUGCCUACAUCAGUGGCAUGCAAGUAGUGCAGAUUACUUUGCGAAAAGGUUAUGCGAUCAAUGACCUUAAGGCUGAUUUUGCUGAUGUCUUCCGUCGGUGUGGCGUCAAAAAUGAGAAUAUCGUCUUUCUGAUGACCGAUAGCCAAGUUCCGGAAGAAAACUUCCUGGUGCUGAUCAACGAUCUGUUGGCAUCGGGAGAAAUACCGGACUUGUUUCCGGCCGAUGCCAUUGAGGACAUUAUUGGGGCUUUACGAAACGAAGUCAAAGCAAAUGGUUUGAACGAUGACAAUUCGGGAGUGUGGCGAUAUUUCUUGGAUCGCGUCAGGCGUAACCUCAAAGUCAUCCUUUGUUUUUCGCCAGUCGGACCGACUUUGCGUAUGCGCAGCCGGAAAUUUCCCGCAGUGACUAACUGCACAUCUAUCGAUUGGUUCCAUGAUUGGCCACAAGAAGCUUUGAUAUCCGUCAGCAAGACGUUUUUACAGACGGUUGAAGUUUUACCGGCACAUCUUCGUGAAUCGAUUGCUCAGUUUAUGGCCUUCGUUCAUUCCACUGUCAACGAUAUCAGCGUCACAUACCUGCAGAACGAACGUCGACAUAACUACACCACUCCGAAGAGUUUCCUGGAACACAUUCGAUUGUACAGUACUCUUCUAACCAGGAAAGUGCAGGAACUCCAAAGCAGUAUGAACCGCUUGGAAAACGGUCUGCAAAAGAUCCGCAGUACGGCUACUCAGGUGGAUGACAUGAAAGCCAAACUGGCAUCUAAGGAGAAGGAACUGGCUAUCAAAAAUGAAGAAACCAACCGUCUGAUCGAAGUGGCGGAGAAAGAGAGCGCCAAGGUGGCGAAGGAGAAGGAAAUCGCUAGUAACGAAGAGAAAGCGGUGGCUGUGGUGGCCAAGGAGGUCGAGAAGAAACAAAAAGACUGCGAGAAGGAUUUGGCGUUGGCGGAGCCAAGUUUACGGAAGGCUUUGGCUGCUUUGGAUACUCUUGACAAGAAUAACCUAACGGAGUUGAAAUCAUUCGGUUCGCCUCCUCCGAUUUGCGUGGACAUCGCCGCAGCCGUUAUGAUUUUAUUAGCACCGAACGGACGCGUGCCGAAAGACAAAUCUUGGAAAGCUUCCAAAGUUAUGAUGGCCAAAGUGGAUUUGUUUUUAGAACAGCUGAAAACGUACGAUAAGGAGCAUAUUCAUGAAAAUUGCCUAAAGGCAGUGGAUCCGUUUUUGAAAAAGCCGGAAUUUCAGGAUCCGGCGUCGGUCGAAUCCAAGUCUCGAGCGGCUGCUGGUUUAUGUGCUUGGGUAGUGAAUAUCGUGAAUUAUUACCGUGUCUACUGUGACGUUGAACCGAAACGUAUUACCCUGCAACAAGCAAACGCUGAGUUGACCGAGAAGAUGAACCGGCUGGCGGAAGUCCGGCAUAAAGUUGCGAAACUGGAGUCGGAACGCGAUAAACUCCUAGCGCAGCUCAAGUCGGCUGUUGAUGAGAGAAAUAAGACCAUGAAGGAAACGGAAGCCACGAGCAGAAUUAUUGUAUUAGCCAACCGGCUCAUGGGAGGAUUGGCAUCCGAGAAUGUUCGAUGGGCUAAUCAGGUUCAGCAGUUUAAGAAAUCUGAAGAGUCGUUACCGGGAGACGUGCUCCUGGUGUCGGCGUUCGUUUCGUACGUUGGUACUUUUACGCGAAAGUACCGGCAGAUCUUGAUGGAGGACAAGUGGAAGCCGUACAUGAACACAGUUCAGCCGAAAAUUCCAACAACAUCGGGAAUUGAUUUCCUCACGGUUUUGACGGACGAUGCCAUAAUCGCCAACUGGCAAAAUCAGGGUUUACCGGCGGAUCGCAUGUCAACCGAGAAUGCCGUUAUCCUGACGAUUUCCGAACGUUGGCCACUUAUUAUUGAUCCACAGCUACAGGGUUCGAAAUGGAUCAAGGGAAUGUAUGCGGAAGAGUUGCAACUCAUACGACUGGGACAGAAAGGGUACCUUGACCAGCUGGAGUUCAGCUUAUCGUCUGGAUCACCUUGCUUUCUGGAGAACAUUGGAGAAACCGUUGACCCCAUCCUUGAUCCGUUGAUUUCGCGUAACACGGUUAAAAAGGGCAGAGCUAUCAAAAUGGGUGAAAAGGAGGUAGAAUAUAAUCCCAAAUUUCGGUUGAUACUGCACACCAAACUGGCCAAUCCGCACUACCGACCAGAGAUGCAGGCCCAAUGCGCGAUAAUUAACUUUACGGUAACGCGCAGCGGAUUGGAAGACCAGUUGCUCGCCGCCGUAGUGCGCACUGAACGACCGGAUCUCGAGCAGCUCAAAUCGGACUUGACUAAACAACAAAAUGACUUCAAAAUAACGCUGAAGAGACUGGAAGACAGCUUGCUGAAACAGCUGUCAGCAGCGGAAGGCAACUUUUUGGGAAACGUGGAGCUUGUGGAGAGCCUGGAGCUGAACAAGCGGACUGCCAUUGAAGUUGAGCGAAAAGUUGCCGAAGCGCAAAUAACCGAACAGCAGAUAAAUACGGCGCGUGAAACCUACCGUCCAGCUGCUGCGCGGGCGUCGUUAUUGUAUUUCAUUUUGAACGAAAUGAACAAGAUCAAUCCGAUUUACCAGUUUUCGCUGGAAGCAUUUAAUACAGUGUUCCGCACAGCUAUCGCUAGAGCGACGCAGUCCGAAGAUCCAAAAGAACGCGUUAAAGCCUUAAUAGAUUCCAUUACGUAUUGUGUAUUCAUCUACACAACGAGAGGUUUAUUUGAACGCGAUAAGAUUAUAUUCACCGCACUGAUGGCAUUCCAGGUCCUUCAACAAACCAAAGAGAUCACUGCCACUGAGCUGGACUUCUUUCUGCGUUUGCCAAGUGAUCCCUCUGUGACAUCGCCAGUGGAUUUCCUUAGCGAUGCAUGUUGGGGAACAGUUAAAGUUUUGGCUGCCACAGAAGAGUUUAAAAAUCUGGAUAAAGAUAUAGAAGGCAGUGCUAAGCGUUGGAAGAAAAUCGUGGAAAGCGAUAAUCCAGAACGCGAAAAAUUGCCACAAGAAUGGAAAGGCAAAUCGGCUCUGCAACGCAUGAUGAUUAUGCGAGCGCUCCGCCCCGAUCGCAUGGUUUACGCAGUUCGGGUCUUUGUGGAAGAAAAACUGGGUGAGCGCUACGUGGAGAACCGGGCCGUUGAGUUUGGUCGAUCUUUUGAGGAGUCCGGUCCGAGUACCCCGAUGUUUUUUGUUCUGUCUCCGGGUGUGGAUCCACUGAAAGAUGUGGAAGCCUUAGGACGAAAGCUGGGAUUCACCUUCGAGAACCAGAAAUUCCACAACGUGUCACUCGGACAAGGCCAGGAGCCGGUUGCCGACAGAGCGUUGGAGAUCGCCGCAGAGAAGGGUCACUGGGUUAUCCUUCAGAACAUCCACCUUGUUAAGAACUGGCUGCCAAAGCUGGAGAAAAAUCUAGACAGAUUGUACGAAGGCGCACACAACGAUUUUCGGGUGUUUAUGAGUGCUGAACCUGCAGCACACCCCAGCGGACACAUUCUCCCACAGGGCUUGCUGGAAAAUUCCAUUAAAAUCACCAACGAACCGCCAACCGGUAUGUUGGCCAAUCUGCAUAAAGCGCUGGACUACUUCAACCAGGAAACUCUCGAGAUGUGCAGCCGCGAAACAGAAUUCAAGUGUAUCCUCUUUGCAUUAUGUUACUUCCACGCUGUGGUGGCAGAGAGACGGAAAUUCGGUCCACAGGGAUGGAAUCGGUCGUAUCCGUUCAAUGCUGGUGACUUAGUGAUUAGUUCUAAUGUGCUGUUCAACUAUCUCGAGAACAAUGCCAAAGUACCAUGGACUGAUCUGCGGUACCUGUUUGGAGAGAUCAUGUACGGCGGACACAUUACCGAUGACUGGGAUCGUCGGCUCUGUCGGGCGUACUUGGAAGAGUUUCUUAAACCGGAAAUGAUUGACGGUGAUUUUUACCUUGCCCCCGGAUUCCGCCUGCCGCCGCCCACUGAUUAUAAAGCCUACCAUGCCUAUAUUGACGAAUCCCUACCCAACGAAUCUCCGUACCUGUAUGGUCUCCAUCCCAACGCCGAAAUCGGCUUCUUAACAGCGACAUCCGAGAAUCUCUUCCGCACUGUCCUGGAAAUGCAGCCACGCGACACCAGUGAAGGAGGUGGCGCGGGUGGUUCACGCGAUGAGAAACUGAACGCCACCAUCGAGUCGAUACUGUCGAAACUCAGCCCGCCGUUCAGCAUUGUCGAUUUGUACGCGAAAGCGGAGGAUCGUACACCGUAUACGGUUGUCGCUCUGCAGGAGUGUGAGCGGAUGAACACCUUGACACAAGAAAUGAAACGCUCUCUGAAGGAACUGAAGCUCGGUCUGAAAGGCGAACUCACGAUUUCGGCCGCGAUGGAUGAACUGUCAGGAGCGCUGUUUCUGGAUCAGAUACCACAAGCGUGGGCUAAAUUUGCGUAUCCGUCGUUGCGACCGCUGUCGUCGUGGUCUGUUGAUUUGCAGAACCGCGUUAAAGAACUUGAACAAUGGACGACCGACUUCAAAGUUCCCUGCUCGGUGUGGCUAGGCGGCCUGUUCAAUCCGCAGUCUUUCCUGACAGCCAUCAUGCAGGUGACGGCCCGCAAAAACGAAUGGCCGCUGGAUCGGAUGACGCUGCAGAUUGAAAUCACCAAAAAGCAGAAGGACGAGUGUCAGUAUUCCACACGUGAUGGUUCGUACAUUCAUGGUCUGUACAUGGAAGGGGCCCGGUGGGAUAUGCAAAUGGGUUCGAUUACCGAUUCGAAAAUGAAGGAACUCUUUUGUCCCAUGCCGGUGAUUUUUGUCAAGGCUAUCCCGGCUGACAAAGAAGAUUCCCGGUCCAUGUACGACUGUCCGGUGUACAAAAUUAAAACGCGUGGACCAGACUACGUUGUGGCGUUCAAAAUCAAGGCAAAAGAUCGCGCAACGAAGUGGAUUUUAGCGGGCGUGGCGUUGCUGUUGGAAGUGUGAUCUAGGCUAAACCUGUGAAUCUAGAGUUUUAUUUCAGAAAUUAUAUUUAUGCUGUGUCCAGAUAUUUGAAACCAAAAAGUUAUUUGACCCAUAAAGCUUCACCCGGUGUUCUGCUCGACGCUGUACGCAAAAGUGUGUACAAACAUGUUCCAAAGUGUAGCAUUUUUCAAUGACAACUGUGUGGUUUGAAAAAUAAUGA
Messenger RNA from Paramacrobiotus metropolitanus, 13564 nucleotides. Its product is annotated as dynein beta chain, ciliary-like. Gene Ontology annotation, cellular component: dynein complex. The record is from RefSeq and is a predicted model, not a curated record. NCBI's taxonomy places the organism in Eukaryota, Metazoa, Tardigrada, Eutardigrada, Parachela, Macrobiotidae. Gene Ontology annotation, molecular function: minus-end-directed microtubule motor activity; dynein light intermediate chain binding; ATP binding. Gene Ontology annotation, biological process: microtubule-based movement.